AUGUCUAUAAGUGAACCAUUGUUAAUUUCUUAUAACAAUUCCACUCCGGUGACUAUGAUAUCUGAUGAACAAAAUAAAUCAACAACAGAUCUGGCUACUCAACCUCCUGGUAAACGGAUUUCCAAAGCCCGCAAAUCUGGUUCUGCAGGUCAUCAAAGUAAUAAUGAGGUGAAGACUAGUAACACCGAUGAUAUGAACACUUGUGUCAUUAACUCUACCGUGGACAACCGAGAGCUCGAUCGUCUUAAAUUCACCAAUCCAGGCAGGCAGAUGGAAGGUCUGAAGGUUAGUUGGUCUGAAGCCAAUCUAACACGGAGUGUCCGCAGACAAUUGUCUGUUAAACCUAUUCGUAAGGCAUCAGAUCGUUUACCUCCGUUAUAUGAUUCUCGUGGCCGUUUUCUAGAAACUUUGGAAGAUGUUUGCGAUUGCCUUAAACCUAAGUGUCCUGGCUGUCAUUUACCAUGUCGCCGAUGUCAUUCUAUGCUUUGUGGAGCGACAUGUCGUAUUUAUCGAACUUUCCGUGUCCAGGAAGUCAAUUUGUUUAUUUAA
Molecule: messenger RNA, 549 nt
Organism: Heterobilharzia americana
Lineage: Eukaryota; Metazoa; Platyhelminthes; Trematoda; Strigeidida; Schistosomatidae
Source: the annotation of a GenBank genome assembly